AUGAAGCAAGUGAAGGAGUUGAGUGUUAUUCAAUCCGUCUCCACUGAUAAUAGCUCUGUCAAUGAGUUGUCAAGCUGCCAUUGUGCUGCUGGUUUUGCAUCAGUGGAUUUUAUUAUUUGGAGCUUAAUAACUGACACUACUACAAAAAGAGCCAUAUACGACGGGAAUUCGCCGUCGUCUAGCAAGUUUUCAAACCUCUUCACUGCAUCUAGUUGGAUCGCAACUGGGUGUGAAGAUAGAACUGAGAGGUUGACUAGGUACCGUAGGUAUAUGCCAGGUGUUGAGAAUUGGUCCGCAUCAAAAUUGCUUGGGGAGCAUGUUGGUGGAUCAGCUAUGAGAUCAAUAUGCUGUGUGUCAAAGAUAAGCAUAGUUCCGUCAGAUGUGACCAACAUACCCGAUACGAUGGAGAACAUAGAAACUCCGUUAAGCAGUGUCUGGUAA
Molecule: messenger RNA, 441 nt
Organism: Prunus armeniaca (apricot)
Lineage: Eukaryota; Viridiplantae; Streptophyta; Magnoliopsida; Rosales; Rosaceae
Source: the annotation of a GenBank genome assembly